Molecule: messenger RNA, 1769 nt
Organism: Zonotrichia albicollis (white-throated sparrow)
Lineage: Eukaryota; Metazoa; Chordata; Aves; Passeriformes; Passerellidae
Source: RefSeq, a predicted model, not a curated record
GGCCAGUCGUGGAAAGCGCUGAGCGCCAGCGACAAGCGUCCCUUCGUGGAAGAGGCAGAGCGCCUGCGAAUCCAGCAUCUCCAGGAUCACCCCAACUACAAAUACCGCCCAAGGAGAAAGAAGCAAGCCAAGAAAAUCAAGAGGAUGGAACCCAAUAUCCUCCUGCAUAACCUUUCCCAGCCUUGCAGUGACAACUUCAGCAUGAGUCACCAUGGCGGCAGCCAGCCGGGCCACCCCCAGCCUCCCCCACUUAACCACUUCAGAGAACUCCACUCCAUGGGGUCGGAUAUUGAAAACUAUGGCUUGCCAACUCCUGAGAUGUCUCCCUUGGAUGUCUUGGAACAGACCGAGCCGGCAUUUUUCCCCCCGCACAUGCAGGAUGACUGCAACAUGAUGCCCUUUCGCAGCUACCACCACCAUCACCAGAUGGAGUUUCCCCAGGAGAAGUGCAUGGGGCGGGACGUGGCCGUGCCCUACACUCAGACCCCCUCACACUUGGCCGACGCCAUGAGGACUCCCCAUCCCUCCAGCCUUUACUACAACCAGAUGUGCUCAGGAACUCAGAAUGGGCUUUCCGCCCACCUGGGCCAGCUGUCGCCCCCUCCUGAAGCCCACCACAUGGAGAGCGUGGAUCACUUGAACCAAACCGAGCUCUGGACAGACGUUGACCGCAAUGAGUUUGACCAGUAUUUGAACAUGAGCAGGACUCGUCCCGAAGCCUCGGGCCUCCCUUACCAUGUCUCCCUGUCCAAAGUGACUCCUAGAAGUAUCUCCUGCGAGGAGAGCAGUUUGAUAUCUGCCCUGUCCGAUGCCAGCAGUGCUGUUUACUAUAGCCCCUGCAUCACCGGUUAGGUUGACCCCACCAUCCAAUGCGUGCACCAGGAGAGCCCAGACUCUCCUCUAAAAAACAAAAAGCCAUCCUCCUUUAACCACGAGCUCCAUCAUAUUUAGAGUAUCUCAUUAAAUGCAUCGCUUUCUUGUUUGUUCUUUUUUUAUUUUGAUUUUUUUAAAAUUUUUUUUAGAGACAGACCAUGCUGAACUCACUGAUAUACCGUAUAACUAUAUAACACAGAUAGACGCCUUUCCCCGCCGUGCUCCCCGCUCCAGCCCUCGGCAGGGCACAUCUCCAGCUCCCACCAGCUCCAAGGGGCAUUUUCAAGUCAAUUCCAGUAAAUCCUGCCUGAAACAAUCACACCAGGAUGAGCCAAAUUGUGACCUGUCCCCAGUAUUUAACCCAAGGACAGGCAAACUUUUAGGGGGGAAAAAGCUUUUAGAAAGACUUUGCCGGGGCUGUUAAAGAGUCGGCGCCCAUUAGGGGUGGGCUUUAGGACAGUUUUUACUGUAUUCUCAGCAAUAUAUUUUAAUUGGGCAACAAAACUAUAUUUUUACUAAGCAUUUUUAUAUAUAAAAUGGUAUUUAAUGUCUUUUGGGGGUUUUUUUAUUAGACUUUUUAAAAAGAAAUCAAGGGAUAUCCAUGAGAUCUAAAGCAUUUAUGUAGCAAAGCUGGAUUUAAAGAAAAAAAAAAGGAAGGGGGGAAAAAAGGAGAUAUUUUGUGAAAAGGGAAUGCUAAUGUAAAUAUUGAGGAACAACUGACUGGAAUUUUGUACAAAAGAAAAAUAUGACUGCAAACACUUUUAUUGUCUAGAACUGUAUGGAGAGCAAACUGUUUUAUUCUGGUUAAUUAUUAAAACAUCUUCAUAUAAUUGUUCCCAUCUUGUGUGCUUGUUGUGUGAACACAUAUUUUCCGCAAAUACAUGUUGUCCCAACCA